This is a messenger RNA of Fraxinus pennsylvanica, 537 nucleotides long. The record is from the annotation of a GenBank genome assembly. NCBI's taxonomy places the organism in Eukaryota, Viridiplantae, Streptophyta, Magnoliopsida, Lamiales, Oleaceae.
AUGGACGAACAUAAAAUUCCCGCAUUAUCAGAGUAUCAUGUAGAUGACCAUAACUUUGAAGGAAAUGUGAUUCAGAGAAUGGAAUUAUUGAUUUUGCAUACAUUGGAAUGGAAAAUGAAUUCAAUUACACCUUUUGCUUUUCUCCACAAUUUCACCACCAAGUUGUGUGGUGAAUGCAGCCAUAAAGAACUGUUUUGUAAUGCAGAGAUUAAUGUGGUACAAAAUCGGCCUUCCAUAAUUGCUGCAGCCGCGGUUUUAGCAGCUUAUGAUUACCAGUUGACUAACAAAGAAUUGGAGAUUAAGAUGAACACAAUCUCAUCAUGGGGGUCCCUAGAAAAAGAGCACAUAUUUUCCUGCUAUAGUCUACUGCAGGAAAUUGGGAUGCUGGAAUCCAACACCCCCAACUCUGUGGUUACGCCAAAUUUAUUGUCGAUGCCUUCAAGUUCCACGGUUGUGCUUGCGAAUUCUUCACUUUCCACUGCUGGCAGUAAGAGAACACUUACCUAUCCGGACUGUGAUCAAGAUUGUUCUACUUAA